AUGCACAGAGAUUACAGAACGCGGAAAUGGAUUGCCACAGAAAGAGACAACAAGACCAAGCAACACGACGGCCAUGCUGCAUUGCCGCCGGUUUGUGAAUUUGGUGGUGGACACCGUUGUCGGUGCCCGCCCAGCCUACGCGCAGGAGCAGGAGCAGGAGCACCAGAUGCAGAGGAGGAGGAGGAGGACGCUCGGCUGCCUCCUCCUGCAAUGACCUUCUACCCCACUGCAUCGAUCGCGCUUGGUAACGUGGAUUUCUUUCCCCUCGGCGGCAGCAAGGACGACGACGUGGUGGCCCUCGACCACGACGGCAGCGCCCUGCUCGGCUGCUCUACCGCGCCACCUUUCCGCGCUGUCCGCAUCCUGCCCGCGCUGGAGCCUCACAGGCCCAAGGGGAGGAUCAGCCCCAUGUCCCUCACCGCCGGCGACAGCCUCUACAUCGUCGAGAUGCACCCCUUCUACACCAAGCCAGGCUGCUUCGAGGUUCUCACCCAGUCACCCACGGGAUCCGUCGACGAUAUUCCGCGUCAGGGGGGCCGGAGCCCGUGCUGGUACUGGCGCUCUCUCCUGCCGCCUCCCUUCGCGUACGCUUGCUACCACGACUGCGUCACCACCUGCGGCCCAGACCGAGCCAGAGACUACGGCAUCGCCGCCUGCGCGGUGGUCGGCAGCGACUCCAAGCUCUGGAUGACGGCGGCGGGACGUACUCGUUCGACACGCACGGGCCCUGGAUCCGCCCCUGGCGACCGGGCGCUGCCGUUCCAUGGCCGUGCCAAGUACGUUCCCGAGCACGGGCUCUGGUUCGGCCUCGGCUCGUCCGGCUGGGACAACAGGGUGCACUGCCUCUGCGCGUCCGACCUCGCCGCCGCCGGCGCGUGCAGCGUGUGGAAGUGGUACGGCAUGGAACCUCCUUCGGAUCAGUGGUCCCCGGCGCAGGAAUCCUGCCUCGUGCCCCUGGGAUCCGGCAAGUUUUGCGUCGCCAGGUUCUUCGAAGAAGACUUAGAGGUAUUUCAAAGGAGGCUACAGCUACCACAGUUGCGCCGUGUUCACCGGCGUGGAGGUGGUCAGCAAGGAGGAUGGCAGAUCUGGCCUACGCAUGCUCAAACACCGAUCCAAACGCUGCACCUUCCUCGACAACGUUUUUCUUAAAAGUUACUCUGGUAUUUUAGACAAUCAAUAACCAAUCUUAAAUUUUAACCGCUUUAGAGCAUGUACAAUAGGAU
Phragmites australis (common reed) is the source of this 1223-nucleotide messenger RNA. RefSeq lists its product as uncharacterized. Lineage: Eukaryota; Viridiplantae; Streptophyta; Magnoliopsida; Poales; Poaceae. The transcript has 3 exons. The record is from RefSeq and is a predicted model, not a curated record. Bases 1 to 1149 code for a protein of 382 amino acids.